UUUGCAGGGAAGUGGUUCCUGGUGGGGGUGGCCUCUGAUUGCCUUUACCUGCGUGAAAGUGGCUACCAGGUGGAGGCCACCAGCGUGGUUGUGUCGGUGAGGGACAGGGACUCGCUGCACUUUAGCACCUUCAGGCCUCUGGAGGGGAUUUGCUGGAACAUCAAGCAGAGCUAUUUUGCUGGCAAGGCCCCAGGCCGCUUCCUCCUGAAAGGCCGCGCUGUUCCCGUGGACGUGGUGGUGGGAGAGACGGACUAUAGCAGCUACGCCAUCCUCUACUUCCAAAAGAACCGCAAGAUCUCAGCCAAGCUUUACGGACGGACGGCACAAGUGGAAAAUAGCAUCCUGAAGAAGUUCGAAGCUGCCAUGACAGCCCUGGGCAUCAGCGACGAACUCAUCUUCUAUUACCCCGUCUACGGGUUUUGCAGCUCGGCCGACCAAUUCCACAUCCUUGACGAAACGAAAUUCACAGGAUAGCAGGAAUCAAGGAGCGAUCCUUGCCUCCGACAGCCUCUGCGGACACAAAGGAGAGCUGAAAUCGCCCAAGUUUUCCCUUGCAUUUGUUCCCGUGAAAAUAAAACCGAGAAAACCCAG
This is a messenger RNA of Notechis scutatus (mainland tiger snake), 591 nucleotides long. The record is from RefSeq and is a predicted model, not a curated record. NCBI's taxonomy places the organism in Eukaryota, Metazoa, Chordata, Lepidosauria, Squamata, Elapidae.